Messenger RNA from Anopheles maculipalpis, 309 nucleotides. RefSeq lists its product as uncharacterized. The transcript is spliced from 3 exons. The record is from RefSeq and is a predicted model, not a curated record. Lineage: Eukaryota; Metazoa; Arthropoda; Insecta; Diptera; Culicidae. The coding region runs from base 1 to 309 and encodes 102 amino acids.
AUGGCAUCCAAAGUGAUCGUUAUUGCGUGCUUGUGCGUCGCACUGGUAGUGUUUGUACAGAGUGCUCCGCAAUAUACGUCUGGUGAGGUGCCUGAAUAUGACGAAGAUGAUGGAGCGGAUGAACCGGUUCAGUCUCAUUCGAGUAGCAAUACUGACGAUGAUUUAGAUGGUUUUGAUCCUAAUCUGCUGGAUCAGCCGUACGCUAAUGCACCAGAAAAUGCCGACCCUGGACGACGUCCCGAGUUCAUUAAAGAUUUGGGCAGCGACACCCAGUCGGAUUCGUCGGCUUCAGAUUCAACCGGAAAUUAA